Molecule: messenger RNA, 762 nt
Organism: Desarmillaria tabescens
Lineage: Eukaryota; Fungi; Basidiomycota; Agaricomycetes; Agaricales; Physalacriaceae
Product: thaumatin
Exons: 10
Coding region: 1-762 (253 amino acids)
Source: RefSeq, a predicted model, not a curated record
AUGUACGGUGAAGAAUUCGUGUUCGUACACUAUCUGGCAGGUCUUCUCAGUGUGAACCUUCGCCAAUCGCGUGCUUACUGCUUUACUUUUCCUAGGCCUGCGAUCUUCACAGACCUGGAUGUCGGUCAGGUGAUGCCUAACCACGAUACUGGCUGGGAAGUCACUGCAGGCACUUCAGUAUCAUUUGAUGUACCAGGUAACUGGACUUCUGGGCGAAUCUGGGUAAGUUGUUCAGACAACUUUUCCUUGCAUUUACGGUCCACUUUGUGUGUUACAGGUGGCUGUAAUGGACAGUUACUGUGUGAUCCCCAUACCGGGAUGGGUGUCCCGCCGGUGAAGGUAGCGGAAUGGACGUCGGCAGCUGAUGAAAAGGGUGAGGACAACUAUGAUCUCUCCGUUGUAGAUGGUUUCAGCAUUCCGAUGCUCAUCACACCCACUGAUGGACCCAUCUGUGCUGCUGACCUCAACACCAAUUGUCCGCAGGAACUUGUACUGGCAGGACCAGACGGUAAGACUGUCAGGUGUAAAUCAGCGUGCUUGAUUGAGAACGAUGAGCAGAAGAAGGACUCACCUAAUUGUUGUAUGGGCUCUCACAGCAUGGCGGCGACUUGUCCUUCCUCCGGAGUGUCCUACUAUAAUUAUUUUAAGGGUCCUUGUCUGACUACGUAUACAUAUGCCUAUGAUGAUAAUACUUCUUUUUGGAUGUGCCUGGAGGCUACACAAGCUGAUUAUACAGUAACUUUUUGCCCACUGGCUCAAUGA